UUAUUAAUUUCCAAGGACAGUGACACAAUGUAGCCUAUAGUAAGGGGGAGACGAAGAGGAUAUGGAAAUAGGCGUGACAUGCAGUGUGCUUGCAGUAAUUUGUCCAAUGUAAAUGCAUCACAUUUACAAGUGGUUUGAUUGUCCAUCGGCGUGCAUGUAAACAUGAGUUCUGGUGAACAAGAACACAUGACGAGACUCCAGCACUUUCUGUCCGAACUUGCAAUAUUGGGUUCUUUACAGGGCUUCCAUUAUUUUCAGCCCUGGCUAAGAGGGAGAGAGGAACUUCUGUUGACCGUAGUCAACGAUGACUCGAGAUGGCGUUCUCCUGGGUUCGCAGUGUCUGUGGCCUCCACCUUCACCAGCUCAACCUGCAGUAGCAGUUACAGUCUGGACAGCGAUUACGCCAGCUCACCUUUAGCAGGAGAAGAACCACUUCCACAGCACGAACACCAGACGCCCGAGGCCACACCGCAACACACUCCCAGCAGGGAUGUUGAUUCUCAUCUUCUCCCAGCCUCACCAAGUGAGAAAGAGAUCGCUGUUCCUGAAAUGAACUGCACCCUGUUCCUGUUAGCCGGCUAUGCCAAGUAUGGGCAACCUUAUGCCUGGAUUAGAUCCAAUCACGAGCGCCUAGUAAACGUUGGAGGAACUGAUACGCUAGUCAAGGACACACCAAUGAAACUUAAGUCAGUCACAGACUGGGUUUCAACACCCCAAGGAACUCAUGUAUGGGACGUAGUGAGUGAGUUGGUGGGACUGUGCACCAUGCCGCCUCCCGACAACCCCUUCUCUCUGGACAUGCGCUACCUCCAAACCCUGUCCCUCCCAGAGCGCUUCCUGGCCACCGGGGCCCUCCUGAAUUUCCUGGAGAUGAUUGUGGUUCAGGGAAGCCGAGAGGAACCGUUCUAUGAUCUGGUUGUGGCAGAGUUGGUGCCAUUGAGACGACUUCAUUUCCAAAGCCUCUCUGAGUUCCAGAAGUUUCAAGGCAGUGACCGGUUUCACAGGACUUCAAGUCACUUACCCGACGAAUGAGAACUGAUGCUUCAAAAUACAACAGCAUGCAAGGGUUUUCAACUCUAGAGGAUUUUAACAAUUGGCCUAAAACUCCAAACGUCACAAUCUAGAACGGUUACAAGUUAAACCAUGAACUAAUACAGUAUGUUUUGUUCUUUAUUUAUUUUGAUACUAAGAAACAUUAAUUUGUGUAAAUAAAGAGGUUUAAUAAUGACAGCUUUAGCCCCAUGGCUUUAAGCUCCUAAAUGUCAGCCAUGGCAUGUUUUUGCGAACCACAGCA
Molecule: messenger RNA, 1294 nt
Organism: Rhinichthys klamathensis goyatoka
Lineage: Eukaryota; Metazoa; Chordata; Actinopteri; Cypriniformes; Leuciscidae
Exons: 8
Coding region: 163-1032 (289 amino acids)
Source: RefSeq, a predicted model, not a curated record